AUUCAAAUAAGUUGUGCCUUUAAAACAUGGCAGGAGAAAGAGAUCUAAAAGAAAUAAGAGUUGCACUUAUUGGAAAAACCGGAUGCGGAAAAAGUGCUCUGGGGAACACCCUAGUGGGGUUCAGAUGUUUUAAGUCAAUUCCUGCAGGCGAAUCCGUAACAACUGAGUGCAAAGAAGGAAGAGGCACACUUUCCUCGGGACAGAAAGUAAGAGUAGUUGAUACUCCUGGAAUAUUAGACACUAUGAAACGAGAUGUAAGAUUAGAAGUUACCAAAAGUAUCGGAUUUUUAUCGCCUGGGCCUCAUGCGUUUAUAAUUGUUCUUUCGCCGAACAGAGCAACAGAAGAAGAAAGGCGUGUAAUUGCUGAACUCAAUGCGUUAUUUGGGGACAAAAAGUUUCUUGAUCACACUAUUAUUGUAAUGGUAAGAAAAAAUGAAAUCAGAGAUGAAAAUGGAGAUGAAAUGGAUAUUCAUAAAUUCAUCGACAAACAGGCAGCAGACGAUGUUAAAACAUUGUAUCAAGAAUGUGGAAGACGUAUUGUUGCAGUAGAAAAUUUAGCAUCGGUGCGUGAGAAACAGACCUAUGCAAAGGAAGUCGUUGAUAAAAUAUCAACUCUGGAUGGUUAUUAUUCACAUGAAUACUUCAAACUACUAGAAGAAAGAAGACUUAAAAUAGAUCAAAUAGCUGAAUUAGAAAAGGCUUUGGAGGAGAAAGCGAACGAGUUAAAUCGGAGUUUCUGUUCCAUUCUGUAAUGACACGUAAAUUUGUUAAUCUCAAAUAUCAAACGGAAAAUUAUCGUUUGUUGACGUUUACUUGCAUAAGUUAUUUAUCUCUCAAACUUUUUUUAUUGGUGACACUGAAUAUCAAAUAAAUAUUUGUAA
Messenger RNA from Mytilus californianus (California mussel), 881 nucleotides. Its product is annotated as GTPase IMAP family member 7-like. NCBI's taxonomy places the organism in Eukaryota, Metazoa, Mollusca, Bivalvia, Mytilida, Mytilidae. The record is from RefSeq and is a predicted model, not a curated record. Bases 27 to 752 code for a protein of 241 amino acids. Gene Ontology annotation, molecular function: GTP binding. The transcript has 2 exons.